Molecule: messenger RNA, 6714 nt
Organism: Humulus lupulus (European hop)
Lineage: Eukaryota; Viridiplantae; Streptophyta; Magnoliopsida; Rosales; Cannabaceae
Exons: 3
Coding region: 4415-5365 (316 amino acids)
Source: RefSeq, a predicted model, not a curated record
UCACAUACCAACAAUAAUAUUGGAUAAAACCUAUUAAUAUCUCACAAAUAUUUGCAUGAUUAUAUUUCAAUAUAAUUUCACAUAAUUGUCAACACAUGAAUUAUAUCAUACUAACAUGGUAGGCAUAAUUCACAAAUAUCAUACACAUAUGGUUUCACAUUUCUAUUGAUUCACAAAAUCAAUGUAUUUAUACAUGUCAUAUAAAGCUCAUAAAAAUGUCAUUAUAAUAAUUUUCUAUUAUCACAAAACAAGACAUUUAUAUAACAUGCUAGCACAUAACCCAAUAAUCCACUAGAGAUUAUUUACACAAGAUGUUAAUUAAUCACAUAUAGCAAAAAUUCAAGAUGUUGAAGUAUCUUCUAAUCUAACCACUAUAUUUGCAAAAGCAAAGAAGAUUAGAAAACAAUGAACCUCAUUUAUAAAAUUUUGUUGUACUCAUUUCUAUCACUAUAUGAAGUCAUUAGAUCUUCUAAGAGAAAACAAAGAAGAACAUUACCUUUGAUGAGAAACUUAUACAAGAUCUUUAUUUAUUUUCAUGUAGAUCUAAUAUUAAACAAAUUAAUAUGAGAUAACCUAGAACAUGUUUCUAAAGUUGAAUUCAAAGAGAAACAAAGAUAAGAAUACUUACAGUAUACGCAGCGGAAUGAAUGAGUCAUUCCUUCAGUUUCUCUAACCCUUGUAUCUUUUUUGUCACAGAGUAUUAUCAAGAAACUGAACCGAUUUUCUAUUUUCUUCACAGUCUUCCAAAGUAUUCUUAGAAUAACCUAGACUAGAGUGGGCAAUUCUCAACACAUGAGAUAGAUACAGAGAGAAAAAAGAAAAUUACAAAGAGGCUUAGGAAAUGACUUGUGUUUAGAGAGAAUCUAAAACCUAUAAGAAAAUCUGACUUCUGAACUUUUCUUUUGACUUCACUCUAAGCACUCAUUUUAUAGACUCAAUUAGGCCAUUUCAUUUAAUUAAAAAAUCAAUAGAAUAAUAGCCAAUUUGAAGCCCUAGGUCGAAAUUAUAAUGAGCUUUAGGCCCGUGAAAUUUCUCAUUUGAUUAUAAACUCAUUGGACUUAAAAUCAAGGUCUGUAUUAUUUUCUAUUGAUUUAAUUAAUUAAAUUAUUAUUUAAAUCAUUUAUCAAAUUAAUUAUUUAUAAUUUGAACAUUGAUUUAAACUCAUUUAUUAAUUUAGAUACAAAUUUACCUUAAUUAAUAAAUCUGCCCUAAUUUAUACUUUCUUCUCAAAAUUACAUAAUUCUAUGAAACUAUCCAAAAUUGACCUGGUCAACUUUGAUAAUUCUAAUUGAUAAUUAAAUCAAUUAAUUGAGACUAUCUGGAUGAUUUUAUCAAAGGUAAAAUGGGGACCAUGGACCUAUGAAAUCAAGCUCCAAUAAGUUAUCAUAAAUCUAACAAAUAAAUUUACUAACUUAUUAAUUCUUCGUGACUCCACUAUAGAUUCAGAAUUGCACUCUUGAAUUCAUAGAACACUUUAUAAAAAAUAUAAAUACGCUAUUAAUUAUCCAUUAUUACAACCAUAAUUGUCACUCAAUCCUCUAUAGACGGUCUAUAAUGAGAUGAGACUAAAAUACCGUUUUACCCCUCAUUGUAUUUUAUCCUUAAAACACUUAUUUCCUUGUAAAUGAUAUUUCAGUAAACUAAUUUAAUUACUGAAAUGAGAUAUCGAUCAUUUAACAACUUGAACCAAACUAAAAGGAAACCAUCGUUUCACUUCUUCAUCAGAAGUUAUAGAUGUUCAUAUCUAUGAUUAACACUCCCACUCAAUUAUACUACCGAGUUCCCAAGAUGUAAGUAUGGGCUAGUUCAUAGGGUAAGCUGGUAACGAACAAGUCAAAGAACUCAAAUAAUACAAUAAGUUAUAAUACUAAUGUAACGACCCAACUACUCUAGACUUUGGACCAUUAAUGACUACUAUACACAGACACUAAUCUUUAAGAAAACGUACACAUGAAAUAAACAUUACUCCAUUAAAACUUGUAAAACAAAUGUUAAACUGCAUAAAAUUCAAAGUAGGAUAUGGGAUCCCAUAGUUUUGAAAAUAAAAAAACAUAACAUAACUUAAAUAAAUGGGUUACAAAAUUAAGUGCGGAAAAUACAUAUAAAGCAUAAUUUUUAAAAGAUUAGGAAGCGGCUUCAUCCUCGAAUCGAACGCUCAGUCCACCGAUUCCAUCCUGCCUCAAUACACAUCCCCAAGCUACCAAGAAUCUUCCCAUCGCCAUAGCUAUUUUCCUCCACAUACAAACAUACAGGAGUGAGCCUAAUGCCCAGCAAGGAAAAUCUACUACAAGCAUGAAACAUAUCAUACGCAUAACUAUAAACUAUAAACAUAUGACAUAUAUCUAUAAAACAUACAUCAUAUAAGACUAUACUAUUAAUGGCCAUUAAAACAUGUGAUAAACCAUCUAAGUCCCCUUUCUAAUAUCUGAGGUAGGUUAGAUCACAUGGUAGGUUUAUGAUAAUCCAUCUACGUCCCCUGUCUAAUAUCUGAGGUAGGGUAAAUCAUAACCAAGAAACAUAAGAAAACAUAACAUAACAUAUUAUAGCAUAACUUAUCAUAACAUAUCAACAUAACUGUUGACGCGGUUCUUCGCCAACAGAUAAUUAAGAGAAAGAGAGAAGAGGAUUAGUGCCAAAUAUAGAACCGUAACAGAUAUAAGAUCUUAGUGAAUGAAAUAGGUGACUCAAGACACGUUUUUAAGUGGUUCAAAGGUUAAAAUCCUUCUACUCCACUAGUCAAUAUUAUUGAUAUAUUAUGGGUAUUUGGUUACAAAGUGUAUCUCUCCAGAGACUAUUUUUUCCAACCCUUAUCAACUCCCAGGGUCUCCAUAUUUAUAGGAGAAGGCACCUAGAAGUUGGUAAGGAGGUCAUCCCGUGACCUUCUUAUUUGUCAUAUCAACUCUGUGACAUUCAUGAUUAAUUUCUAAACCUGACACAUAAGUAUGGUCAAAUCGAUAGAUAAGGAGAUAAUGGGCCGCAUGGCCCAACCCAGCCGUGGGUGUCUGAACACGCACGUUCCUGCAGCGUGUCCGAGAAGUCAGGGAGAUAUCGGACACGUGAUGUCAGAUAUAUGCAUGUUUAUCUUGCGUGUGUUGACUUUACAAGGGGUCAUGGCCUCCAUAUCUAGCUCGUACCACGAGCUGUGCAUCUGACCCGACCUUCAGCAUUUCGAUUCCUUGCUCCAGUCUUGGGAGUCUUGGCGAGUCCUUGAGGAUUCCUCGAGCUAAGGGGGGUACGACCUCAAGACAGGAACUCCGACCUGGGGGAUGUUUAUGGACUAACCAUGAUUAGUCCGAAGCUCGGCCUGCUAAUCAGCCCGUGGGAAAAUCAGGGCGUACAUCUGCCCCCCAAGCUCCUGCUCGUGGUAUAUGACGUCAUAUAUAAGACCAUAGUAGGGGCUUUUAGACUUCCCCACAACUCUUCGCAUUCCACUCUUUAUGCAGGCGCUCGACACGUGGCACAUUGUGGGUGGUGACGGUACGUCUUACGAGAACCGCAUUUAAUGGCCUAGCCUAUGCCCAGCUGUCGUUUCGUAUUUCGAGUGGAAGGCCUCGGAUCCCUCAUCAGGGCCAUCCAAGAGCCUUCUACACGUGAUCCUUCACGCAUAUAAAAAAGGGGUGGCCACCCUACGCACGGGCCACCCUUUCAUUCGAAAUUUUUCAAACCUCUUUUCCUCUUUCCUCUCCAUACUCCAUUCUGACACAAACUAAUCUUGCAGCCAUCUUCGCGAGGACCGAAAAGUCUGUGACCCUCGGGGGCCAAUAUGACACGCUGGCGGGCUUGCCCCCCAGCGAGAAGGAUUAUCGCGCUCUCGUGACGGACGAGACGAUGGUGUUCUGCAAGCUGAUUUUUCCAAAUCAGACCCUGAACCUAAAGAGGCCCCGGGGGCCGCCCCCAGCUCGGGACACCAGACCUGUCAUCGUGGAGGAGGUCGCGGGUGAGGAAGACGAGGAGGACGAGGAGGCCGAAGUUCCGCUCGUGAGGAGCAGGAAGAGGACCUUGGACGUCGCCCAGAGCAUGGGCGAGGAGAGGUUCCAAUCCGGAGCAGCCGCGGGUCCUUCUGGCCAAGGUAACUCUUGCUUGUUUAGGAGUCUAGAUAGGGCCGCUGUAGACCCCCGGCUGGCUAGGUUCAAUCCUAGGCAGAUCGUCCAUCGUCACAGGAGCGAUCCGGACUUGAACACACUUCUGCUCCAUUGUGUCGACCGUAGUAGUAGAUAAUACCCUAGCCUUUAGGUCGAUCCUAUUCGAGGAGUAUGGGACCAACCUACGCACAUGGCCAUCACUCCAAAGGGGUAUCUAUGCUCCGGGGCUUAGGCAGUAUGUAGAAGAAUCUAGCCCCGAGUCAGAACCGGACCCAGAACUUGCGCCAGUUCGGGAAAUAAUCGUCUUAGGCUCUUCCAGCUCGGGGGAAGAGAUGUCUCAGCCCGAAGAUAGCUUGCGGGGCGUGGUCUUCGGGGGGAACCCCUCAGCCGGGCCAAGACAGAAAAGGAUCCGGGGUUCCAAGAGCACUGCUGGGGUCUCCACCAAAUCUCCGGAAAAGGAGAAGGAGAAAACCCCGUCAGCCCAGGUCAUGGGGGCGAUCCUUCCUGCUGCCGGAGCAGGACGAAUGCCUCCACCGCCUCAGCGAGUUCCGCCUUCCACCCAGGACGUAGGAAUGGAGAUCGGGACUCUGUCUGUGGCGGCCUCCGAUGUACGCAUCCCGGUCAAUCCCCAGGACCUGGAGAAGAUCCCAGAGGCCUUCCGGGGAACGGUGUACGAAUCGGCGAACUACGCCGUUAGCCAUAUCUAUAAGUUCACCGAGAAGGAACUCCGGACUAUUGAGACAAUGAGCCCGGUUGACGUUAUGGACUCUUCAAUGAGCAUGACCCUAACGGGUGUCGUCGCCCUUCACCAAAGCAUCAUCAGGGCCAGAACUCAGCUCGAUGACAUGAGGACCGAGCACCAGGCCACCCUUCAGGAGGUUAAGGCGACUAAGGAUGCCUUGGCGACCUCGAAGGUAGAGUUGGAGAAGACCCAGGUCGACUUGGAGAAGACCCGCCUGAAGGUCCAGGAGCUCGAGACCUCCCUUGCCACCUCGCAGGCAGACCUCGAGGCAGCGAAGACUGAGAUCCAGGCCGCCCAGGCCGCCCUGGAGGCCAAACGGACCAUCUCGGAGCAGUCCAUGCAGGAUCUGUUCUAUCACUGUUGGGUCUACAAUCCAGAGGCUAACUUCUCUUUCAUGCCACCGGGUCUCUGGGCGCGCUUGCUGGUGAAGUUCCAAGCUCACCUCGACAAAGAGGCGCCGCCUUCGGAGACUGGGGAAGCCUCUGGUGCGGCGGAGCAGGGUGAAACGGCGACCUCCAAAGGGCUGACUGACGGAGCUUAGGGUGCUUUUUCUCUUCUUUUUUUUUUUCUUGCCUUUGAAUAUUUUGAAGUAUUUUUUGUAACCUUUGCAUGAGGUGUUUUCACCUCGAGACAAUUUGCCUUACACCUUUAACUCAUAUUUUUUCAUGCUUUUGGCUACAAUAUAUAUAUCUUUUUGAUAAACUUUGUUCGUGUUAACCGCUAUUUAUAUCUCGAGCUCUUUGAAAAGAACAGCGAGCGAUAAAUAGAUUUACAUCAACGUCUAAGUUUUAUGACCAAGUUAAAACCAGGAACUUAUUUAGAAAACUUAGUUCGUGUUAACUUUUAUCCAUAUCUCAAGCUCUUUAAGAAGAACAAGGAGAAAUAGAUUUAAAUCAACUUCUAAGCUUUAUGACCCAGUUAAAACCAGGAACUUAUUUAGAAAACUUAGUUCGUGUUAACUUUUAUCCGUAUCUCGAGCUUUUUAAGAAGAACAACGAAACAUGGAUUUACAUUAACUUCCAAGUUUUGUGACCCGGUUAAAACCAGGAGCUUAUUUAGAAAACUUAGUUCGUGUUAACUUUUAUCCAUAUCUCAAGCUCUUUAAGAAGAACAACGAAACAUGGAUUUACAUUAACUUCCAAGUUUUGUGACCCGGUUAAAACCAGGAGCUUAUUUAGAAAACUUAGUUCGUGUUAACUUUUAUCCAUAUCUCAAGCUCUUUAAGAAGAACAAGGAGAAAUAGAUUUAAAUCAACUUCCAAGUUUUAUGACUCGGUUAAAACCAGGAUAGGACUUAGUUAGCGUUAACCCUUAUCCAUAUCUCGAGCUCUUUAAGAAGAGCAACGAUCCAUUGAUAAGGAUCAACAUCUAAGUCGUUAAGGAGACCUGGUUAUAUCCAGGUACCAUAUGCCCCCCAAGUAACUGGGAAAGGGUCUUUCGUGGUUACUUUAAGAUUACAAUUGCAAAUAUGCGUAAAAAGCUGAUUUUUAUUAAUACAUAGAAAGUGGCUUUCCAGGCCUUACAAGUGGAUCAUUGAUAAUAUUUCUUGAAGUGGAUGGCGUUCCAAGUCCGUGGGACGGUCCCUCCAUCAAGUCGAGAUAACUUAUAAGUUCCCUCCUUGAUGACUUCGAUGACCUGGUAGGGUCCUUCCCAGUUCGGUCCCAAGACUCCAUCUUUGGGAUCUUUUCCGCCCAGGAAAACUCUUCUUAGGACCAAGUCGCCAACGCUAAAGGCGCGUUUUCUGACCUUGGUGUUAAAGUAGCGAGUGAUCUUCUGCUGAUAAUGGGCGAGCUGGAGUUGCGAAUCCUCUCGCCUUUCAUCAACUAGGUCUAGGGAAUGGCAUAGGAGCUCAUGGUUCCGACCUUGGUCGUAGGACUGGACACUAUGCGAC